This is a messenger RNA of Oikopleura dioica, 2565 nucleotides long. The record is from the annotation of a GenBank genome assembly. NCBI's taxonomy places the organism in Eukaryota, Metazoa, Chordata, Appendicularia, Copelata, Oikopleuridae.
AUGUCAGUCACAAUUAACACCGGCUAUCAAGGCACCAUGGAGCGUCGACGGCGGCGAAUCAGCCAGUGCGACUCGUCAAACAAAGACUACGACAGACAUGAUUCUUACAGUUUCAACAAUCCAUGCAGCAUCAACCCUUUCAACGUCAGUGGAACCUCCAUAAACCGUCCUGUCACCUACACAAACCACCAAUGGGUCGAUUUGUUUCCGACCAACUCCGAUGGGCAAGCGAUUCAGCCUCAUCAUCGAGAUUAUGUAAACAAGAACGUUAUUAUGAACGAUGUUAUGGCCGAGAGCUUCCGAAGUCAAAUCAUAGAAUCCUUACAAAUUGAAAAUUCCACAAUUUCAACUCUGAAUACGGUCGAGUCCCCUCCUAUUUCCGCUACAGACUUUCAAGCAGGGGAGUCCAGCAGAUUCUCAAGAGGGAAUGAUCAAAAUGAUAAUUUUCGCGGCCAGAACAAACUCAUUCCGCCAUCCACAAAUGUAGAGUGCCUCGACACUAGAAUCGGCGUCGAUUGGAAAUCCAUGACUUAUCCCGCUUGUCUGCCCCUAACAACGGCGAAAAAGCUCAAUGCGAAUGACUUGACACGACAAAAAGGGGCUUAUAAACACGCAAAUCCGUAUAAAUGGAUCCAGUUGGAUAACGAAAAUCGCUCCGAGUUCGCCUUCCGCUCGAUAAAAGAGAAGUUUUAUGAGCUCGUGAAUCAACGAAUCGCGCAAGGGUUUCAAAUCGUAAGAAGCUAUGAUGACGGGCAGAAGAAACGAGACAAGGAUAAUUCAACAACGGAAACGAUGGUGGUUCUUCUGGGCCCAUUUGUGCAUCAUUUUGAAUUCAAUAGUCGAAAUGGAGCUGCAAAAGGCGCCGAUAGUCCAUUGAAACUGACAUGUUACGGCAACCAGUGGGAAACGAUGGCUCUUGCCGAAUCUUCCAUUUACAAGUUUUCUUUUGCCAUUGCUAGAAGCCGCUUUGAACCAAGAGAGAUGGACUUUCUUCCGCGUUUUGGAAGAGGAUUGCUCAAAGUUGAGAAUUUGGAUAAAGUUAUUGAAAAGCCCAUUCAAGAAAACCUCGAGGACUAUCAGCUUCAAUGGGAUAGAUACUCGUGGAAGUGUCGCUUCGUUUUUGUAAUGGACAGGCAAGUGCCGGCUGAACCUCAUAGAAUCCGAGCAGCGCACGAUGAUUUCAUGAAGCUUCUUACCCAAGUCAUCAACGACAACGUAGAAGUCGACGCGAAGAGAAACAACCCCAUUCCUAUUCACCAUCCCUCCGGACGAAAAAUAUCCCAAGACAACUCAGCUCGUCCAUCGUCGCCAAAGUCGAUCGUGCAAAGCUUCAAAGGAAAUUCAGAUAAGCCAGAAACUCCUGCCGGUCGACCUUACACAGGCCAUGCAAAAGAUUUGGACGACUUAAUCGCCAAACUCGAGGAAUCGCCAAUAACUUUUUACAAAAUCUGGAAGCCGAAUAUGCCAGCAGGAGCAGAGAAAGAGAAAGUCGGGUUUUUCUCAAUGCAUGCUGUGCAAUGGCUGAUCUCCCACUGGGGAUGCGCUGAUAAGGCGCAAGCGAAGGAGUGGCUCAGUCAUCUGUUGAAUACAAGACGCAUUUUGGCUAAAGAUGACAAUGAAUCUUGCAUACGAGUUGGAUUUUACUUCUACCACAUAAAUGAUAAUUUGAACGAAGAUGACGACUUGCUCGACCAAGCUGAUGAUUAUGGACUGGACGACGAAGAAGACGAAGAGAAUUGCAUCCCAUUAAUCGAAGUCAAGUUCCCGGAAAUGUCCGACUAUCGAAUCCUCGGUCGAUUACGGAAUGAGUGCAAGACUCAAACUCAAACAAUCAAAAAGAUCAUUCCAAGACGCAAUAUCAAGACAGUGCAAAAAUGCUGCGAAGGCGCCUGUUGUGCAAGCAAUCAGCAACGAUUCGAGUGGUAUCAAGUCUAUUACUGCCCUAGACACAAUCCAAUCUUCGAUGCUUUCACACUCAUGCAUCAGUGGCUCGCCGCCACACCAGCCAAGAUAUGCGAAAGUGCUCACACGAUGAUGUUCAACGCAAGAAAAGCUGGUUUCAAUAUGAUACCGUGUCCCGAAGACCCUUUCGAUAUGUCUGGAGAGCCGUUCAAACAAGUGAAGCAAUUUGAUAUUAGAUGGGUAGUUAGCAAUCAAGAGAAAUCCUGGCACGAGAAGCUGAACAAGCUUGAGCUCGUUGAUGUUGUUUCCUCACUUUUCUUCGAGCUCGGGUUUUUCUACGAUUCGUAUUUCAAGCAGAAGACUGCGCAUCAAAACCUAUUCCAGUUUAUUCACAAAACGGGAUCCUUCUUUUUGCUAAUUGAGCUUGAAUCUGAUUCAGAGUCAUACUACGCGGGAUAUCCAGUCUUGAUAAAGUGGAUCUUGAAUCCUUUAAUAAGGUCACGCAAGUGGGCCAUCUCAUCACAAGAAAAGUGUGAAGGAGAAGCGAAAAGCAUUUGCAGCGAAAUUGAGAAAAUAAUCUCGGAUACAACGGAGAACGGUCGAAUCUACCAACAGUAUCUGAAAAUCAAAGAAGUUCCAAAACCUGUUGAAUUGUUCAAUUAA